Molecule: messenger RNA, 1622 nt
Organism: Pyrus x bretschneideri (Chinese white pear)
Lineage: Eukaryota; Viridiplantae; Streptophyta; Magnoliopsida; Rosales; Rosaceae
Product: thioredoxin-like 1-1, chloroplastic
Exons: 3
Coding region: 185-1048 (287 amino acids)
Biological process (GO): cell redox homeostasis
Source: RefSeq, a predicted model, not a curated record
CCCACCCGCGUGCUCUUUGCUUCAACUUUGAGCCAUUUCUUUCCUUUCCUUUUCUCGAAUCCCAAAUUCUCAAUUCUCAAAUCUCAAGUCGAUCAAAUCGCAAUUCUCUCAAUUAUUAUUAUUUUUUGUUUGUUUGGGGGGUUUUGGUGGAAAUUGAAUUCAGAGAUCGAUCGAUCGAUCAUCGAUGGCAGAAGUUUUGAGCAAAACCAGUCUGUUGUCAUCCUGGCAUCAUCAUCAUCAAAACAAAAAAAGCAGCAUCUCCGUUUUCCCAAAGAGUUGUAAUUACAAUAAAUCAGGUUCUUUCUCUUGCUCUUUCAAACUGAAUCCGGACAUUUCAUCACUAUCCUUGUCCACAAAGAGUGAUUUUCACGGGAAAAGGAUUGCUUUUCAAGCCACCGGCAUCAGGGGGAAUUCCCAAUCCCACGCUUCUUCAGCCGUUUAUUCCCAGCAGCAGUCUGGAUUUCGGAUUGGGAAAGCUGCGAAAUGGUGGGAGAAGGGGAACCAGCCCAACAUGAAAGAGGUGUCAUCUGCAGAGGACCUAGUGGAAUCCCUUUCAAACGCCGGGGAUAAGCUGGUGAUCGUUGAUUUCUUCUCUCCUGGCUGUGGUGGCUGCAAAGCUCUUCAUCCCAAGAUAUGUCAGCUGGCAGAGAUGAACCCGGAUGUCCAAUUCCUUCAGGUGAACUACGAGGAACACAAGUCCAUGUGUUACAGUCUCAAUGUUCAUGUCCUCCCCUUCUUCCGCUUUUACCGAGGUGCUCAUGGUCGCCUUUGCAGCUUCAGCUGCACCAACGCCACGAUCAAGAAGUUUAGAGAUGCAUUAGCCAAGCACAAGCCAGAGCGGUGCAGCCUUGGGCCAACAAAAGGGCUGGAGGAGAAAGAGCUCCUCGCUCUUGCUGCCAACAAAGAUCUCUCAUUUACCUACACGCCUAAACCAACUGAAGAUGUGGCUGCCAAGGAGGAAGUGAUUGUGGCUGAAGAGGCACCAUCUCUUCUUCCUCUUCCGUCGGCAACCUCAAAGUCUGCUCAAGUGGUCACUGCCUGGAGAUGACGUGGUCAGUGUUCCUCACCAUCCCGAUUCCCUAAACCCACCCAUUUACUCUGCCCACCUUGUUGUAUUGUGUACAGUAGUGUUUCUUGUUGAUGCGAUAUGAUCAUAUAUGCAAGAGUAAGAGUGGAACAUAUAAGUAAUAGUCUUAAGGUUUCUAAGGUUCCCCUCCUCUCCCCUCCCCCCCCCCCCCCCCCCCCCCACAAAAAAAAAAAAGGGCGCGGAAUAGUCGAGCGUUGCAGGGCUUUGGAAUUGGUUUUUGGGAUCCAAACCUGCUUGCAAAAAUCAUAGUGUUGUAAAUUUGAAGAGAGCAGUCUGUCGGAAUGUUGGUCCGCUUUCCUGAUAUGCCGUCUGCAAAUGUGUAUGUACUUAAGAGCUGCUUCUUGGCCUUCUUGUUCUAUAUGUAGUACUGAGUCGGUGGGAAGAUUGAAGAUCCUUGAUACUCCUCUCCUCACCUGUUGUUUUUACUGGGGUGUGGUAUCAUCAUACAUAUAUAUAUAUGUACGUAUGUAUGCAAGUAUAAUAUAUGGGAUUUCAAGUUUGAAGUUUGAAUGCAAUGUUGAGUGCUGAUUUUCAA